Linepithema humile (Argentine ant) is the source of this 1263-nucleotide messenger RNA. RefSeq names its product RNA polymerase III subunit F (gene Polr3F). Lineage: Eukaryota; Metazoa; Arthropoda; Insecta; Hymenoptera; Formicidae. Gene Ontology annotation, cellular component: RNA polymerase III complex. The record is from RefSeq and is a predicted model, not a curated record. Gene Ontology annotation, biological process: transcription by RNA polymerase III.
AAUAAUAAAUGGAAAAUAUUUCAUCUUGGACAUGAAUUUAUAAUAAAUUGCGAUUAAUCGCUCUCAGAUCGAUACAAAAUCGGUCAGUCGAAAAUUCUAUUACAAGAUGCAGUCAACACGUGGUCAACACGGUGAAACGUAACCUUCAUAGUAGAAUCAUAAUACGGUGCAAAAAUAAUUAUUUUAUUUAUUAUGGAAGCGGAAAGUAACAACUUGCAAGAACAAAAUACAAAUACCUCUGCAAAACUUGAUGGUUCCGAGACGGUAGAACAAAAAAUAAUUGCUCUAGCACAUGCUAGACCCAAAGGCAUUUCAGACAAGGAUCUAGCUAUUGAAAUACCUGAUUUACAACCAGCUCAACGAGCUCAAAUUAUAAAUAAGCUUCUGUCACAAGGAUACUUUGACCUUUUUAAACAAGCAGGCUCACUAUUUUAUCGUUUAAAAGAUCCAACAAAACUUGCUAAGGGUGCCGAUAAUGAAGAGAAAGUAGUAUAUAGAAUUAUUGAAGAAGCAGGAAAUAAAGGAAUAUGGAAUAGAGAUAUAAGAUUUAAAUCUAAUUUGAUGCAUGCUCCAUUAAAAAAAAUUUUGAAAAGCUUGGAAACUAAAAAGUUUAUUAAGGUCGUCAAGUCUGUAGCAGCAAGCAAGAAAAAAGUAUAUAUGCUAUACAAUUUAGAACCAGAUGAAUCUGUAACGGGUGGUGCAUGGUAUCAAGAUCAAGACUUUGAAACGGAAUUUGUUGAUGUAUUAAAUCAGCAAUGUUAUCGAUUUUUGGAGCAAAAAAGAGAAAAAAUGAAAAGUUGUAACGCGGGACCGAUUGCUGCAAGAAACAUGACAUUUGCCUCAUCUGAAGAAGUAUUAAAAUUCAUUUCAGAAUUGGGAAUAAGUAAGGUGAAAUUAUUUGUAAAUGAUAUAGAAAUGAUCUUAAAUACUUUGGUUUAUGAUGGCAAGGUUGAACAGACACUUGCUGGAGAUGGAAGUAAUUUAUACAGAGCAAUUCAGCCUUUGCUGAAUUCUCCCGGAUUGAUUAGAACUCCUUGUGGUUUAUGUCCAGUGAGGACUCAAUGUCGUGAUGAUGGUCCAGUUACACCUGUUAAAUGUCAAUACAUCAAAGAUUGGUUGGAAUAAAAAUUUCUAAAAUUUAAAUGUGAAUACAUAUUUAAUUCAAUCUUUACCAAGAUUAUCCAAACACAAUCGUCUGCUGCGUAAUCUAAUACGACCGUAUGCUAUCGCAUUCUCAUCCGGAAUGAAUUUUUCUGGAUAAAU